This is a messenger RNA of Carcharodon carcharias (great white shark), 1593 nucleotides long. RefSeq names its product solute carrier family 16 member 8 (gene slc16a8). The transcript has 4 exons. The coding region runs from base 1 to 1593 and encodes 530 amino acids. Gene Ontology annotation, cellular component: membrane. Gene Ontology annotation, molecular function: monocarboxylic acid transmembrane transporter activity. Gene Ontology annotation, biological process: monocarboxylic acid transport; transmembrane transport. The record is from RefSeq and is a predicted model, not a curated record. NCBI's taxonomy places the organism in Eukaryota, Metazoa, Chordata, Chondrichthyes, Lamniformes, Lamnidae.
AUGGGUAACCCUGGACCCGGAACCUCGCAGGCGGUCAAACCCCCUGAUGGGGGAUGGGGAUGGAUGGUCCUUGUUGGUUGUUUUGUGAUUACAGGAUUUUCCUAUGCAUUCCCAAAAGCCGUCAGUGUGUAUUUUAAGGAGCUAAUGCAUGAUUUCCACAUCGGUUACAGCGACACUGCCUGGAUCUCCUCCAUCAUACUCGCCAUGCUUUAUGGUACAGGCCCCGUGUGCAGUAUAGUGGUGAAUCGCUUUGGCUGCCGGCCUGUCAUGUUGAUCGGAGGUUUAUUGGCCUCUUCCGGAAUGAUUCUGGCAUCGUUCUCUGCAAACAUCACCCAGCUCUACUUGACUGCGGGAGUGGUUACAGGUCUGGGAUUGGCUCUGAACUUCCAGCCAUCUCUCAUUAUGCUGGGCAGAUACUUUGACAAAAGGAGACCACUCGCUAACGGACUGGCUGCCGCUGGGAGCCCAGUGUUCCUCAGUACCCUCUCCCCAUUCGGACAAGUCCUGCUGGAUUACUAUGGCUGGAGAGGGGGCUUCCUCAUCAUGGGGGGCUUGUUACUCAAUUGCUGCACGUGUGGAGCCGUCAUGAGGCCUCUCGAGAGUCUGACGGGGAGCAGCAAAGACAAGUCUGAGGCGAAGGAGAUGCUUCCUGCCGCCAAGUCUGACUGCACCAGCUUGGAGAUGGAGAACUGUGAAGCAGUUGGAACCAGCAACAGCACCAAGGGGAGUGGCAGGAAGAAAGGAGCGAGCAGCAAGUCUCGGAAACUGCUGGAUUUCAGUGUAUUCCGGAACCGAGGCUUCAUCAUCUACACCAUCUCCAAGUUCAUCCUGGUGCUGGGACUCUUUGUACCUCCGAUCAUGAUUGUUAACUACGCCAAAGACACUGGCGUCCCUGAUACAGAGGCUGCCUUCCUGCUCUCGAUCAUUGGCUUCAUUGACAUCUUUGCUCGGCCGCUGAGUGGGGUGGUGGCAGGUCUGGACGCUGUCCGCCCUCGCGUUGCCUAUUUCUUCAGUUUCUCGAUGCUGUGCAAUGGACUGACCGACGUGCUGAGUGCCAAAGCAGCAACGUACACUGGGAUGGUCGCUUUCUGUGUUUUCUUCGGUGUGACCUAUGGGAUGGUCGGGGCUCUGCAGUUCGAGGUUCUUAUGGACAUUGUCGGCUCCCAGAAAUUCCCCAGUGCCAUUGGAUUGUUGCUGCUCAUUGAGGCCUUCGCUGUGCUCAUUGGACCUCCAUCAGCAGGCCACCUGGUUGACACUUUCAAGAACUACGAGCUCAUUUUCUACAUGGCAGGUGCUGAGCUGAUUCUCUCAUCAGUCUUCCUGUCGGUAGCCACCUACCUCUGCCUCAAAGGUGACCAGCCCAAGAACCAGAAAGAAAGUGCGGAAGUGGAAGAUGUGGGAUGCGAAUCAGCAGCGGUGGAAGAUACAGGUAUGGUGCAAGACUACACAAGAGGCCUGAGUGGAAGCCCCAUGGAUGAAGGAUCCCUGGACCAGAGAUCGAGCAGAGUAGAGAGGGACCAAAGGGAUGGCAGCAGUGUGAGAGGUGCAGACAGUGAAGUUACAACACAAGCAGAGUGCUCUGAGCAACACUAA